Messenger RNA from Saitozyma sp. JCM 24511, 4653 nucleotides. The record is from the annotation of a GenBank genome assembly. Lineage: Eukaryota; Fungi; Basidiomycota; Tremellomycetes; Tremellales; Trimorphomycetaceae.
AUGUCCUCGAUCAACGGCUCCAGCAUCAACGGGAGCGUCCGAAAGGACAGGGGGAAGCCCAUCCCUCAGCCCAAGGAGACAUUCCUCCUCGGCAACGUGCCAGACCUCGACCCCAAGGUGCCUCUGCGCUCGCUGAUCAAGCUGGCCAAAGUCCAUGGGCCGAUCUACCAGCUCCGGGUGCCGGGCCAAGUCAUGGUCAUCGUGUCUUCGCAAGAGAUGAUUCACGCCGUGUGCGACGAGGCCAAAUUCGAAAAGGUCGUCGCCGGGCCGCUCGAGCACGUUCGAGAUUUCGCGGGCGACUCUCUGUUUACCGCCUUCAACCAUGAGCCGAACUGGGCGCUGGCUCACCGCAUACUCGUCCCUGCCUUCCGCCCCAUGGCGAUCCGGCAAAUGCAACCGAUGAUGAUGGACGUGCUGGCGCAGAUGGUGAUGUACUGGGAACACCACACCGGGCAGCCUUUCGAGCCCGCCGAGCAGUUCACCCGUCUGACCUUUGAUACCAUCGGCUUGACCGCCUUCAAAUACCGCUUCAACUCUUUCAACCGCGAGAAUCCGCACGACUUCCUCACCGCCAUGACCAAGCUGCUCGGGGACGCGUACACCCGAUCGCGCCGACCUGGUGUGGUGAACAAGCUCAUGUAUCGCGAGGAGGCCGAGUACAAGUCCAACAUUGCCCUGCUGCACCGGACCUGCGACGAGAUCGUGGCGGCGCGACGCAAGUCGCCUGACCCGGAAGCCGGGGACCUGCUCAACCGGAUGAUCAAUGACAAGGAUCCCGAGACCGGCGCGAGGCUGCCGGACGACAACAUCCGCUACCAAAUGGUCACCUUCUUGAUCGCCGGCCACGAGACCGCGAGCGGGACGCUCGCCUUCACCGUGUACUAUCUGUUGAAGAACCCGGCGAUCAUGUGCAAGGCCAGGGAAGAGGCCGACGCCGCGGUGAAGGACGCUGGGGGCAACCUAGCCGCGAUCAACCCUACCAAGCUCCCGUACCUCGACGCGGUGCUGAAAGAGGCUCUCCGCCUUCAGACUACCGCCACGUUCUGGACCCGAGCGCCCAAGGAGGAUGUCGAGCUCCCCGGGGGUUACUUCUUGAAGAAGGGACAACCCAUCGGGGUGGUUCCCCACUGCUUGCACCGCGACCCCAAGGCCUGGGGACCGGAUGCGGAGGUGUUCCGCCCAGAACGUUGGCUCGAAGGCACAGUCUUCCCGCCCGACUCGUGGAAGCCGUUCGGCAACGGGGCGCGAGCAUGUAUCGGCCAGCUAUUCGCCAUGCAGGAGGGGCUGCUCGCACUCGCCGUGGUCCUGCACCGGUUCGAUCUCGACUUCGCCGACAAGGGGUACGACCUCAAGAUCAAAAUGGGCAUUACCAUCCAGCCCGACGGGUUCCGCAUGGUUGCCAAGCCGAGGCAGGGUCGAAAUCAGAGUCUCAUUGGGGAGCUACUUACUUCGGGAGGGACCUCCGCCUCUGCUGCUCCGGCCGUAGCCAGAGCUGCCCUCGUCAACGGCACGGGGGCGCCCGCGAGCGAAGCAAAGGACAAGCUCGUCUUCUUGUACGGGUCAAACUCUGCGACUUGCGAGACUCUUGCCAGUGAGCUUGCUUCCGAGGGAGUGCAGCGCGGCUAUGGCACCACGGCGGCGGCACUCGACACUUUCGCGAAGGACGGCAAGCUCCCAACUGAGGAACGAGUCGUGAUUUGUACCCCAUCUUACGAGGGCCUGCCACCGGGCAACGGCCGACUGUUCGUCGAGGCAAUCACCAAGCAGCAAGACAAAACCGCUCUCAAGGGUGUUCGGUACGCAGUGUUCGGCGCGGGUCAUCACGACUGGCCUCGGACCUUCCACAAGGUACCGAAGCUCAUCGAUAGCCGACUUGAGGAGCUCGGCGCUCAGCGCUUCUUGCCGUUGUCCCUUGCUGAUGCCGGCGGGGACAUCGUCGACGACAUCGAGACGUUCAAAUCGAAACUGUGGGAGGCUCUCGGUGGCUCGAAUAGCGCGGCUACACAACCGCUGAGCGUGCAAGUAGUCCCUUCCUCGGUGAACCCGACCGCAGCGCUGCUUUCUGCCGGUGUUGAGGAGCUAGGCACUGUCGUCUCCCAAGCCACCCUGGUCGAAGCCGAGGCCGAUCGCAGGAAGAAGGUGCACACGACCAUCCGACUGGCCGAAGGGUGCCCAUACCGCGCUGGGGACUACCUCGCUGUCUUGCCCAAGAACCCACCUGCAACCGUCUCUCGUGCAUUGGUCCGCCUUGGGCUCAAGCCUGACAGCGUGCUUACCCUGCAGUCGGGCGCCGCCUGCCCACACCUGCCCCGUGACACUCCAGUCCGCGCCGGCGACCUGCUUGAGUCGUACAUCGAGCUCGGACAGCAAGUGAGCAAACGCACCCUCACAGAGCUGGCUGCGCAUUGUAAAGGAGAGGACGCCAAGGUGGCGCAAGCGCUGGCGGAUGAGAACAACGAUGAGAUCGUAUCCAGGCGGCUGAGCCUGCUCGACGUUCUGGAAAAGAUCCCGGAGCACAAGCAUGAUCUAGGAUUCUUCCUGGAGAGCCUUCACAAGAUGAAGAUCAGGCAGUACUCAAUCUCCUCCACGCCGCUGGCCGACCCUUCUCUCGUCACUCUGACCUACGACAUCCACUCGUCUCCCUCGGACCCCGCGCAUGGUCUGGGCGCCGCAUCCAACUACCUCUCCUCGCUCGUCGCGGGACAGUCGCUCCGAUGCGACAUCAAGUCAUCCGUCAACUUCCACCUGCCGACAGAUCCGGCGACUCCGGUCGUCCUCUUCGCCGCUGGGACCGGGCUGGCCCCCUUCAUGGGCUUUGCCGCUGAGCGUGCCAUGCUCAAAUCCGGUGGCAGACAGGUCGGCGCGACGAUACUGUACUAUGGCUGCCGGGACCGAACCGACAUGAUGCAUGCGGAACAACUACUUACGUGGGCGUCCCAUGGGUCACUCGAUCUGCGCCCGGUCUUCUCUCGAGCCAAGAGCGUCGAGCUUCCUGCCCCAGUCAAAGUGAUCGACGCGAAGUACGUUCAGGACAGGGUAUGGGCCGAGCGCGAAGAGCUUCGUGCACUGUACAAGGCUGGCGCGAUGUUCUACACUUGCGCGAGCGGGUCCCGGAUGGCCCUCGAUCUCAAGAAGACGCUCAUCAAGAUCAUCAUGGAGGCGAAGGGAUGCAGCGAGGAGGAGGCCGGCGAGAAGAUGGACAGCCUGGCCCAGGAGAGGUACAGGACUGAUGUCAUGUUGGGUGCUCUCGCCCUAGCUUCUACUCUGGUCUGGGCAGCGCUUGCGCAGAACGUUACCACGUCGACACUGCGAGUGACUUUUGAUCGGCCAGAUUAUGCCCGCUAUGUCAAUCCCACUUCAGCCGGGUUGUCGAUCGAGCUUGACCGGUUCCCGGACUGGGCGGGGAACCUCUCUCACCCGAACGAAUAUACACACGCUCUGCUCGACAAUCUCAAGCAGCGCACCGGCGCAGCUGUGACGAUCCGCGUCGGAGGUGGAACGCAGGACAGAACGGUGAUCACCCCAUCGGUCGAGGUGUAUGAGGAUGUGUUCCCCGCCGUGCCAGCCAACUACACCUCUACCAAGCAGCUCUUCCCAGAGGCCAACUACGUGGCUGUGGGCAAGGAGUUCUAUCUCACGUCGGGCAACUUCCCGUCGGGGACACAAUUCAUCUGGGGCGUCGACCUGUUGAAGAACAAUGUCAGUGAGGCGAAAGCCCAGGUCCAGGCCAUCCAGGACGCUUUUCAGGACUCUCGUCUAUCGCAUGUGCAUCUGCAGUCACUCGAAUUCGGCAACGAGCCGGACUCUUGGGCCAACAACGGGCGCCCAGCCAACUGGACCUUGCUGCAGUAUGCAGACCAAUAGCGCGCCAAUUCAAUGUCCGAACAUCACUACCAGAACCUCAACCUCGUACAGAGUCUGACGCCGAGCAACCUGAUCAACAAGGCCGGCGUACGAGGCAAUCUCUCGCAAUACACCGCCAGCGCCGAUGCAUCACACGCCAGCGGGCUUCGAUUCUACCUCGGCGAGACCAACACCGGAUUCUCGCACGGCGUUGCUGGCGUGUCAAACGCCAACGCGGCGGCGCUUUGGCUGAUCGACUACGCUCUGCAAGCGGCCACUCUUGGGAUUGACGAGCUGCAUUUCCACCAAGGCGUGGGCUACAAUUAUAGCGCAUUCGUCCCCAUCGACAACGUGGGUAGCUUGAACAUCACCGACUAUGACCCCACUGCGAAGCGUCACAUCCUGCCCUCAUACAACGGCUUCGUCGUAGUCGCCGAUGCCAUCGGCACAUCUGGCAAGACCUGGAUGAGCGAGCUGUAUACGGACAACGUCAACCUUGCUGCAUACUCAGUCUAUGAAGACAAGACCUUGAGACGCAUCGUGCUCAUCGACUCUGUCCCGUGGCUUCAAGCCAACACGACAUCUUCCAGGCCCGCCAUAAAGGUUGGCAUCCCCCAGAUCGCCGGGAAGAAUGCGAGGCUCAAGCGACUUUCGGUUCCUUCACUUGACGGCCUGAGCGGUAUCACCUGGGGCGGACAGAACUGGGAGACAUACAGCGGCACGGUCAAUGGCACGGAACAGUACGAGAAUGUCGCCGCGGACGGCAGCGUCACUAUCGAGGCUAGUUCAGCGGUCCUGAUCUACCUCUGA